AUGACAACCUUUUGUAAUAAUCUUGAUACGAUCAAGUGUGUCCUUGCCCUUCUAGCGGGCCUAGAUAGGGGGGCAGGUAAUCAUAUAAAAAAGCACUUGGGGCGCCUAUUGUAUCAAGACCACCUAACUCAUUUGAUUAGAUUGGGAAUAAAUGCCGGCAAUCUUCAAUAUUCUAUAAGCAGGUUCAUAUCCCGUGCGAAUAAAUUGUAUGUGAAAUUGUCUAAAAAUGCUAGGUGGCAUGCAGUGCCAUUUAACCUGGUGAAUAAUGCCAAUGAGCCUUUUGAAAAGUUGAAGCAAUGUCUACCGAAGUUUCUUGCUUCACUGUCAUACUUGUGGUACCAUGUUGAUACUGCGUACGGUUCAGGGGGAGGAGGUGGAUGGGCAGACAAGCGCACCCGGCAUAAUACUCACGCAAUUUGUAUUUAUCUCACUGCUAAGUCGUCCGAUGCUGACAAAUACAAAGGCAUUUUCCCUGGGGGAUUUGAAUUUGAAGAACUUCGUUCUCUGAUGGGCAGAGAUCUGGCUGCUCCAUUAAAAGAACUCUUGACGAAAGAUAGUCAUGGAUACGGCAUGCACAACCAUUUCCGCAAUGUAUUAUUCUUCACCUUAAAAGAGAGGUUGGAAGCUGUAAAUACAGGAAAUGCUGUGGGCGUCGUAUAUCUGUUUUGCCAGAUUGUGGCAAAGGAAACUAAAAAAAGUGCUUUUUACAGUGCUUUGAUUAAAAGUAUUGGAAUCCGAAAAAGGUGUUUCAGUUGGAGAAAAUUAAAAGUCGUAUGUGCCAAACUUAAGCUCGUAUAUGAUGAUAUGUUAAAAAAUGGUUUUGACAUUAUCGGACAUCUUACCAAUAUUUCGCACAUUAGCACGUCGAGUUUCGUCGUAAAAUUUGUCGAGUGGUACAGAAACCAUUAUGACGAGUUGUUGCAAAAUCUAAAGACUAUGGAUUCCACAGUUAAGAAAUAUGAUAUGUUUACAUGGGAGCCAUUCGUGAAGAACGUUUUGUUUCCAAACGGUUUCAUAUUUAAAGAAACAAAAGCGAGUGAUGCGUCCAAUAGUUUGGACCUUUGGCAUUUCAUUGAUGUCAUAGAAAAGCUCAUUGAUAAAGAUGAUGGUUUGAUAGCUCUGAAAAAUGUUUUGGAAUAUGGGAGAUGCCAACCUAAGACAAGGCGUGUACCCACUGGUGCAGACCUGCCAACGCAUCAAGGUCCAGUGACCUUAAAUCAGCAUGAUAGUUUACUUGGCCAGUUUUUUCCUAUUCCACAACCUGUUGUCUCUCGGAAUUCAGUGCAGCAUUUCGAUCGGGAUGAUUUAAGUCAAGGCUCUUCGUACACUACUGACCUUCCGUCAGACAGUGAUACCGACCAGCGUGAUUUGUCCAUUAACCCUCCGAGCGUAGACCCUGUUGCGGCUAAAGGUGGUAAGAAGAAUCAGGUGCCUAGUCCACCACGUCAAGGCUCUCAGUCGAUAGGUGCCUCUGGUCACAGUAAUGGAUCGGUCCAGACUGGCGAGAUGGGUUCUUCUGGCUCGGCUCCACAGGGUGGUCCAAAGUCGCAGGUAGAUCAGGGUCCCGGCCUUUCUCCAGUAUCCAACGUAGAAUCUCCUGGCUCAGGUAGUGGUACGGGAAAGGGUGUCACGGCGUCUCUUCCCGGCCCUGAUGAAUCAAAGACUAACGAUGCCCAAGCUGGUAAAGCCGGCUCCGCUGGCCCACCUGCUCAGGCUCCUCGUAUUCCGAACUCUGGUCACGAUAGUGGUGAAAAUAAGGGAAACAGCGGGGGAGAUGGUACGCAGUUUGAAAAUGCGGAAGGUCAUAUUUCUCCAGUUCAACGGAGUGAUGUAUCGUCAGAUACCACGCUCACUCGUACUACAAGUGUUUCAAGCAUCGAUUCUGGGUCAUCUGGUCCCUCCGGGAAGCCACAUAUUCCUAGUACGCAUUCACGGGACACUGUUUCUAGUCCACGAUCUCCAGCAUCUCCAAGCCUUGUGAAUCCAUUAAAUCAAACUGACUCAAGUCAAGGAUUGGAUAAAGAUGGCGGCCAACACUCAGGUGGCAAUUCGAAUAAUCCUUCGACGAGCGUUGUUAAUUCGAGCCCACAGUCUAGUGUUACCCAAGGCUCUGUGGUUUUAGGUCCCCCACGUGAUUCCGGUGCAAGUUCUCAGCCACCUCCUACUGCGCCUUCCGUUGUUGAAGAUGGAAAAGAUGUGCAUUCCCCUUCUGUCACUACUCAACAAAAUGGCAAAGGCGCACAGGACAGCAGCCGUGAUGAUGCCACGGCAUCGUCUACGGGGGGUUCUUCCUCAGAUGGCGUUGGAAGCAGUGGACAGAGUGGGCCACCUGGGGGCAAGAGCAAACACACGCCGUUUUACUCUGCAUUCGAUUACACCAGUACGCAUACGUGGGACAUUUUCAGGAAGCAGCAUUACCAGCCAACAUUAUUACAUAAGGAUAUAAACCCCCGUGGUCCUUUCAUACGCCGAAAUCAGGACGCCAGUAAUGAUCACAAAGAUUCUCAACCUAGUAGAGAUCAAGCUGUUACUAGGCAGACACCCUUGGGUUCGGAUGUGCGGCGACCAGGGCAGCACGAGCGAAAUAUUCCAUAUAACGGUGUUUUCACUGCUGGCCCUGUCGACCCAUUUGCUAUCUACGGUUAUGGCUUAUCUCAGGCAUACACCUCCGUCAGUGGCCAUUCUCUUGUUUAUAAAAUACCUGAAAAAGGAAAACCUUGGAUUUUGCCAGAUAAAAAUUAUGUGGCGGGAGAGUGGACGGAAAUACAGGAUAGAGUUAAUAGCAUAUUCACCGGGGAGCCUGAGGCUGACGCCAAAGGCCUACCGCAAACAGUGACCCGAGUUUUCGAAGUUUAUGGUAUUCCAACAGGUUACCCGAUAAAACUGCAAAAACCGCCGAUGAAGCCACCCACAUAUUCCAAGAAAAGUAUGCCUUUUCCACCAGUUCCUGACCUUAUAGGGGAAGCAAUUCCGGAUCCUACUCUAAAUACUCGCCUACCUCCACCUCCCAUAGAGAUCAAAGUCAGAGACCCAUAUUCACAGUACGAUACAGUGAACUCUGACAUAGCUCGGAGACCAUCACUGCCAAUUGUUGAGAGUGUAAAAAUACCUCUACCCAGUAUUAAGUACUCACGGCCACCUCCUUCGAAGCCUGAUAAGGACGGGAAUUACGAUGAUCCUGACACUUGGGGGAAUUUUAAAAAUUACGGAUUGUAUAUGUAUCCGAGUCCAGACAUAUGCAGGAAUGCGUGGAACUAUGUGUAUACUUUCCCCAUCCCUCCAACCCAGCUCUCGCCGCCGGACUCAGACCUUUUGCCGUCGCCCACCACCGUCAGAGAAAUGCUCUAUUGGCUAGUCGGCCUUCUUGAGUAUGGCUACAUUGCGAAAAUCGCGGAGUAUGUUGAAGCCAUAUUGCUAGAUUUCAAAAUCAGCUACCAAUUCCCAGAAGUCCUCGGCAUCACGGGGUUUGAAAAUUUAACCAUCUCCUUUGUCGUCGCAACCCUGACCGAGGCCUGCCUAUACGCAGCCAACGUAAUCUACGAAAUGAAAUACUACGAUGAUUACGAAACGGUUAAAAAUUUGCAGUUCGACGCAGUGUAUCGUAAGCUUCAUUAUUCCUCCGAAACCUCCUGCCUCCUUUGCCAACUGCGGGACUACGUCUACGCCUGCCAACACCAGUUGGCGUUCCUAAGGUCGCAAUGUUCACGAGGAAAAUUCCAAGGUGGUUGGAUGGAUCAUAAAUAUGGCAGUGACAUCACUUCUACCACCUCCCCCCUCCAGGCGUUUCUGACUGACAGCCGGAACUCCGCCUUCAAGACUCAUCCCUUCAACCCCUGCGACAUAUGCCUGAAGAGCCGUGUAAAUAUGGGAUUUGGAGCAGAGGAUUUGCCCAAGGAUAUCAAAACUGGUAUUGCGCUUUACAACAUCCUCUCUCCCAACUGCAGCAUCGAUGAUCCCUUGCUGAUAUUGUCACCCUAUCUGGUCUGUCUAACCGGGCGUACGCCGCGGACCACAGGGGAGCUUGUCUCAUUCUUCCAGCAUUUUGGAAAUGAGAUGUAUGUUGCAUUCUCAGGAGAAUUGUCCAAUGUGGGUGCCGCCCUCACCGAGCCUCCAGCGUUGUACCCCAUUUGGGAUCAUCUUGAGGCUCACGACCUCCGAACAGUGCGGGAUAUACGGGGCUCUUACGAUUCCAAAGCUGACCAUCCCAAGACGCUGUCCGCACUAAUUGGAUGCGACAUCUACAAUGUCAACUGCGUCAAUCACUUCACGCCCAUCACCUACCAGGCCUACUCCCUCUACUCUCCCAUAUUCGCCCACACCUACCUCAUCUGGAUGAUACACUUUGCUGACAUACUCCGAGACUCACUCGAGAGACUACGGGCAGAAUUUAGAUGCCACGAUUGUUCCAACUUCAACUCUGUCUACCAGUGUGAGAAGGUCAUGCCUCUACUCUACCUACACGGAUUCACUCCUCCGGAUGGUACAUCGAAACUGUCACUCACUUGUGCGGAUGUCGUCAAAACGCUGGAUGCCGUAGUCUACGGCAGGCCUGUCGCGAACCUUAUCAGCUUAACGGACGAGUUCCUCUACAGAGUGCGAAAACCCUUCAUCUUAUUCGGCCUCGCAAUCUGGUCUCUCACAGCUGUAUACUUCGCCCACAUCGCAAUUUGCCGUCUGGACGUUUUGCGUCUCCUGUCGCACCGCAUUCGCACCAAGGCAUCGCAUCUCAUCAAUAUCGCGGCGUUACUCGCUCAUGGCAUAAGAAUGCCCUCACUCUACGACAUCCAGUACUUCGACGACGAUCUACACACCUACUGGUUUUAUUAA
Messenger RNA from Babesia bigemina, 4827 nucleotides. RefSeq lists its product as hypothetical. The record is from RefSeq and is a predicted model, not a curated record. The transcript has a single exon. Lineage: Eukaryota; Apicomplexa; Aconoidasida; Piroplasmida; Babesiidae. Bases 1 to 4827 code for a protein of 1608 amino acids.